AUGCGCUCGUUCAUGAGCCUUAUGGGCGCGGACCCUUCGCAGGACCAUCUCCAUGCCUUCGAAACCUCCUGGCUCUUCUCGCCCUUCGUCCUCGGGUGCAUUCGAGCUGCCUUCUCGCUCUAUGCUUUCGUGACCAUAUUCUUCAUCAUCGGAUGGCGGGCAGUGCACCACCAGGUCGACAACAUGAAGGACAUGUUCGUCUACUUCACCAACCUGAGCUACUGGGGAGUAGCUUUCUACUUCCUCUUUGCCGCGAUUCACAGCUUCGUCUACGCGCGGACGGGACGCUCCGUGUUCUUCGAUAAGGCCCCGCGGUUCCUGCGCGCGCUGCAUAGCUUGCUCUAUUCGUCGAUUAUCAUCUUACCGAUCAUUGUCACGAUACUGUACUGGACACUGCUCUUCGGCGGCCCAUGGUUUCCAGAGGUUUUUGAGGCCUGGUCAAAUGCAAGUUAUUUUUAUUUUAUUUUAUUUUUAUUAUAUUUUUUUGGUAUCCUUCCCGCAACAGUUUCCAAGCAUAUUAUGCAAACUGGAUAUGCCAUUUUUGAGCUCGUUAUCCCAGCUACGGAACCUCUUCCGCUCCUCCAUCUGCCAUUCCUCAUCAUCAUACUCCUCCUAUACACAGCGUUGGCCUUCCUCAACCACUCGAUAAACGGAUUUUAUACCUAUAGCUUCCUUGACCCUGGAGUUAACGGUGAGCGCAGCAAUCUGGUGACCGGAUACUCGUUUGGGAUUGCCAUUGGGACUGCUCUUCUGUUCAGUGCAUCAUGGUUUAUAAUCUGGUUAAGAAAGCGCCUGACCGGCGGCAAGAGAAUUCUUGCAACACUGCCAGUACGAGUGGACGAAGAAAUAGCGAUGGGUCCAGAAAAGUGA
This is a messenger RNA of Trichophyton benhamiae CBS 112371, 870 nucleotides long. RefSeq lists its product as uncharacterized. Gene Ontology annotation, cellular component: membrane. NCBI's taxonomy places the organism in Eukaryota, Fungi, Ascomycota, Eurotiomycetes, Onygenales, Arthrodermataceae. The coding region runs from base 1 to 870 and encodes 289 amino acids. The transcript is spliced from 2 exons. The record is from RefSeq and is a predicted model, not a curated record.